This is a messenger RNA of Beta vulgaris subsp. vulgaris (sugar beet), 678 nucleotides long. RefSeq names its product UTP:RNA uridylyltransferase 1-like. Gene Ontology annotation, molecular function: RNA uridylyltransferase activity. The transcript has 4 exons. The record is from RefSeq and is a predicted model, not a curated record. Bases 1 to 495 code for a protein of 164 amino acids. Lineage: Eukaryota; Viridiplantae; Streptophyta; Magnoliopsida; Caryophyllales; Amaranthaceae.
AUGGUGGAUGAGCACUUUGAAGCAGGAAUUAGGACUAGUUACUUAGUGGUGAGUCGGGUGGAGGUCAGUGGCGAGGCUAGCGGCAAAUUUGGCGUCAAGGAUUUCAGAUCAGAUGCUAGAGGAAAAUGGAUUCUUUCCCAGAGGAUAAGGAACUCUAGAAGGGUGAUUGAAUGUCGAAGAGACAUAGAUUGGUUGGAUUCCCCUUUUCUUGCCAUUUAUGAGUCCCUAAUACCAGCAGCAGAGGAAAAGGCUAAGCAAAAGCAGUUGAUGACAUUGUUGGAGAAACUUGUUUGCAAGGAGUGGCCUAAUGCUAAGCUGUAUCUUUAUGGAUCAUGUGCCAAUUCUUUCGGAGUCUCAAAAAGUGAUAUUGAUGUUUGCCUUGCCAUUGAUGACCAAAAUCUCAACAAGUCUGAUAUAUUAAUGAAACUGGCUGAUAUUUUACAGUCCGAUAAUCUCCAAGAUGUGCAGGAACAAUGGGUCGUGACUAUUUUAUGAAAUUAGCAGUGGAAAGCUAUGAUAAGGCUUGGAUUGUGUGAAUUUCUUUGUAGAUUAUGGGUACUGCUAAUUAGUUUAUUUUAGAUUUACAUUGAAUUAUUCAAGUUACAUCGAAUGUCAAAUUUGAAGAUUAUUUUGUUGUACUCCGAUUCUAUACAAUUUGUUAUUCCACGAAUACUUCUU